Paramisgurnus dabryanus is the source of this 1391-nucleotide messenger RNA. RefSeq lists its product as uncharacterized. The record is from RefSeq and is a predicted model, not a curated record. Gene Ontology annotation, cellular component: membrane. Lineage: Eukaryota; Metazoa; Chordata; Actinopteri; Cypriniformes; Cobitidae.
CUGUGAUGAGACACUUUGAUGAAGACAGCAGUUUAAGCUGCGCUUCUCAUAGGAACUUCUGCAAUCUUUAAUACUUUAAUUCAUUUAAACAGAAACUCUCAACAAGCAGCAGGUCAACAAUCAUCCAGUUAUAACUGCAUUUUGAACAAAUGCGUUACACAUUUAAGCCAGAUGACUGUAUGGUCAUCACUAUCCCACUGGGAAAACUUCGGAAUGUCGGAGACGGUCAGCUGAUGCCGGAGAAAUUCACCUGCGUCUUCAAAGAUGCCUACAAGGUUUUUCUCAAAGGACGACCAAAGGAACUUGGGGCAGCACAGUUCAGUAUCGGGGUGUUUGUUAUUUGUGUUGGUGUCCUCAUGACAAUUCAAUAUAACUCAAAUCAUUUAAUCUACGCCUUACCCAGCGCCCUGUUUGUUGCAGCCGGUAUAUUGAGCUGUGCAGCUGGUAGUUCACCUGUGAUGCCCGUGGUCAAACUGUCGUUUAUAUUCAACAUUGUGUGUAUCUUCUGGGCUCUUGCUGCUAUUGUUAUUUGCAUAAUAGUACCUUCAUUCUCACCGUAUUCAUCAGAGCAAAGAGGUAAUAUGUUCACUGGGCUACAGAUUGUUGUGAGCGUCUUGUGUGGAUUUGAGUUGAUUCUGGCUGUUGUCCUGAUCUACUGGGGAAGUAAAGCCGUCUGCAGACCUCAUUUCAAUACUCUGCCUUUGAUCACUAUCAAGCAGGAUGCUUAAACGGAUGUUUGAAUUUUGAGAAGAUUUUCUCUGUAUAGGGUUUUUUUAUUUAACCCUAACCCUAACUUUUUUAGUACUAGUUAACUGGUAGAGUAUUGUAUAAUUACGCUGUAAAUGCCAAGACGAUGAGUUUAAUUCUCAGAGACUGCAUACAUGAAAUGUAUAUCUUGAAUGCGCUGUACAUUGCUUUGAAUUAAAGCAUGCAAAUGUAUCUGUACUGUCAGAAAAAAGGUUUACAAAUCGACCUUUUCUGCUGCUGGGGUGAGCUGUACUAAACAUAGUACAAUGCUGUACAUUUUUGGAUACAUUACUGUACGUUAAUGCUCUAUUGUGUAUCUUUAGUUAACUGUUUAAUACCCCUAAAAUUUGACUGGUACAAAAUUGUUUCUUAAGGUACACAAUAGGUCCUGAGGGUAUAACAUUGUAAGGUGAAACAUUUCAAUGUGUUGUAUAACCAUAAAGAUACAAAAAUAAUCCUUUGAGUUGAGUUUACCACACCAGCGGCAUUAAAGGUAAAGUCUAAAACCUUUUUUCUGACAAUGUAGCCAUGAUUGAAUUAUUUGAGCAGUGUGCUUUAUUUAAAAGUUUUUUUUUAUCAUCUGUUUGUGAAGAUAUCUGUCUAAUAUCAAUAACUUUUAUUAAAAUCACCAUCUGCUUUAUGUG